UUUUUCUCUAAAAUUCUCAGCUAGUUGUUCUACGAAUGGGGAUACAAAUAAUUAAAAAAAGAGUAAUUUUUCAAUUUAUAUAUAUACAAAUAUUCUUUUUAUAACAAAAUUGGGAUUGUUCUAUACUAAUUCCGCCCUUACCCGCACUCUAAUCAUUCAAUUGAGUGGUUAUUAUUUCUAAAAUUGGCUGAUUUAUUUAAAAUAUUUUUUAUAUAUUACUAUUAAAGUUCUAAUAAAAUAAUCACCUCAUUCAAAAAAACACACACAAAUUCCCUAAUGCUCAUAUAUAACCUUCAAACUAUAUGGUGAGGGACUAUAGAGAUCAAAGUAUUAAUUCAAAUUAUUUUUUAAAAUAAAGAAAAUUUAUUAAAUAUUAAGAAGAAGAAAAAAAGAUUAUGUAUAGGAUCACCUCUGCAAUAAUAGGAAUUUAAGUGAGCAAAGGUGAGUCACACAAAUUUAAUAAAAAUGGAUAUCUAACUUUAUGUAGCGUAUUGUUUUGUAUUGAAGAAGCUAACCCAGUUGCGUUGUGUAGUCUGUAGGUGUAGGCCACAUAUUGCACCUUAAACGACACCGCAUCAUCGCCGUUGCCGUGCACUCUAACAUAGUCCAUAUUUAUUUAAUUUAAUUACAUUAUCACAUUAUAGUUUCUCGGCUAAUUUCUUGUCUAAAACGUCUACUUAGGAAAUUUUUUAUUCUAUGUAAAAAGGUGUGACUGCGGACCAACCUCCACUACAAAAAUAAAUAAAAUAAAAGAAUCCCUCAACUUUAUUCUAAAUUAAUAUUUGAGGCCCAAACUCGAAAUCAAAUACCAAGAAGAAUCCCCUUUCGCAGUAUUAUUGCGCUCACUCGUUGCCAGCUAUUGGAUAUUUCCUCUCUAUAUAUUCUCUAUCUACGAUGAAAUUCCCUUUAAUUACUUGUUAGUUGUUGUUUCCGCCUCACAAAUUCAUCGAAAAUAAAGGAAGGGAUUGAUUGCUUACUUGUAUAUAUCCGAUGUUUGUUGCGAAUCUGGUGUUGAUAUGCUUCGCGAUUGCGUGCUCGAUUUUUCUGGUGCGGUGGUUCCUGCACCGGACCGCUCUCAUCUACGGCGUCAGGAAAGGGGUGGAGUGGGUGGGAGACCGAGUUCACGUGCACCAGCACUUCAAGGUCCCCGAGUUGAACGAUUCGACUCAGCAGCAGAACCUGUUCUACCGCCGAGUUUCGCUCUACCUGAGUUCGCUGCCUUCGUUAGAGGACUCCGAUUUUACCAACCUCUUCACCGGGAGGAAGGCGAACGACAUCGUUUUGUCGCUCGACGACAAUCAGGCGAUCCAGGACGUUUUCCUCGGCGCGCGGAUUUCGUGGCUCAAUCGAGUGGAGAGAGAUCGCGGGAACCAGAUUGUUUGCCGGAGCUUCGUGCUGAGGAUUAAGAAGAAGGAUAAGCGGAGGAUUCUGAAACCCUACCUCCAGCACAUCCACGCGGUCUCCGACGACAUCGAGGAGAGGGGGGCGGAAUUGAAGAUUUACAACCAUUGCGACGGCAGGUGGAAGUCGGUUUUGUUCAACCACCCCGCCAGUUUCGACUCGCUCGUGCUCGAUCCGGAUCUGAAAACCAAAAUCCGGCACGAUUUGGAGACGUUUCUGAAAUCCAAACAGUACUACCACAAGCUAGGCCGCGUUUGGAAACGCAGCUAUCUCCUCUACGGCCCCUCCGGCACCGGGAAAUCCAGUUUCGUCGCCGCCGCGGCGAAUCUCCUCAACUACGACGUCUACUACGUCAACCUCUCGCAAGUGGCCGACGCGGCGGAUCUCAAUUCGCUUCUGUUGCAGACCACGAGCAAGUCUCUGAUCGUCGUCGAGGAUUUGGAUCGCUACGUUUCCGAUAGGUCUAGCGCGCGGAUUGCGUCGUCCGGUCUGCUGAAUUUCAUGGACGGGCUAUUGAAUUGGCAGGACGAGAGGAUUCUGAUCUUCACGAUGAACAGCAAAGACGGAAUCGAUUCGGCUCUGCUGCGGCCGGGGAGAAUCGAUAUGCACAUUCAUUUCCCCAUGUGUGAUUUCACCUCCUUCAAAAAUUUGGCGAACAACUAUCUAGGAGUGAAGGAGCACAAACUGUUUCCUCAGGUGGAGGAGAUUUUCCAGAGCGGCGCCACGAUGAGCGCGGCGGAGAUCAGCGAGUUGAUGCUGGUGAAUCGGUCCUCGCCCAGCCGCGCGUUGAAGUCGGUCAUCUCCGCCUUGCAAUCGAACAGCAAGGGCAGCGGAAAGGUCGCGACGCGGCUGAGCGACAGCUCGGCGUCGUCUCCGGCGCCGCCGUCCAUCACGGAGGAAGGAGGCGGCGCCGCCUGGAAGGAAACAAUGCCGAAGGAGUUCCGGAAAUUGUAUGGACUGUUACGGCUGAAGAGCUGCAAGAGACCUGGAUCGUUCGAUCACGAUGAAUGUGAACGGUGACAGAUGCAAACACAAUAUACCGCUUCUUUAUUUUCCUAUUUUAUAUUCAGUUAAUAAGUGAUCAUGUAAUUAGUUUUUUUUUUCUCCCUAUAAUUCGUGCAAAGGCUAAACCGGAUUAUUUUAUUCGCGUCACAAUUAAUUUAAAUUAUUGUGAUGAUUUGGAGGACACUUUGCUUCAUCAUUUUAUAAUUUAUUAUAGUAAUGUUUAUUUGAUUGUUUA
Molecule: messenger RNA, 2641 nt
Organism: Salvia miltiorrhiza (redroot sage)
Lineage: Eukaryota; Viridiplantae; Streptophyta; Magnoliopsida; Lamiales; Lamiaceae
Product: AAA-ATPase At2g46620
Exons: 1
Coding region: 991-2421 (476 amino acids)
Molecular function (GO): ATP binding; ATP hydrolysis activity
Source: RefSeq, a predicted model, not a curated record